AUGCCAAAUGUGUCGAGAAAAGUGGAUGUGACGGAAACAUUGGCAUUAAAUCCCGGCACGCUAAGUAACUUCCAUAAGGAUUGCUUAACUUGCAUUGGGAAGAGCUUUAGGGGAGUACAUUUCGCACUAAAUAAGUUUAUCCCAUCAACUACUGUUAAGCUAAUAAUAUUACUUAUACCAAUCCUUGGCUGUCCUGGCAGGGAUCUAUUAAAAAGUUACCUAGUUGUUAAUAAGUUGAACAAUAAAAUAAGAAUAGGAACAGCACAAAUAGACGGCAAACUAAUCACAAAACACAUUACGACAAGACAAACACGGUUUGGUGAACAUAACAUUCUUGUUGAAGCGAUGGCCAAUUUCACUGCUCCAUGGCCUUCGAUAAGCAUUUCACAAGCACUCGAUGAUUUCUUGUACAUGUCGGUAGCUUACUCUCCAAAAGAUAAUAUAUCAAAAGCUGAUGUAGAACUCGAAUAUUAUGGUCGUACAGGAACUUUGGCCUUUAAAUAUACUGGUUGGCCAACCCGCACAAAUAGAAUUUGUUCAGCGAGUUAUUUGCGAAGUAUAACGGAAAACCUAGCGCUUGGUUCACAGUUAACGUUUCGUUAUUUUCCGCUACCGGAACGUAAUCAGAGAUUAUCUGAUAUCACUUACUAUGCACGAUAUAGAGGGUCGACAUACACAGCAUGUCUUGAUUUUUGUAAAAGAAGCGGAUAUCAUUUGUCAUAUUAUCGAAAUAUUAACGAACAUUUAGCAUGUGCAGUUAAUGUAAUAAGUUCGGUAAAUUUCAAGAAGGUGAGAGGCGUCGUAGCUGUCAGAAGAGAAAUACCGAAAUAUGAAUUGGUCAUUACUGGACAUUUAUCAAAUGAUGGAGCGGUUACAGGUCUUUUCCAAAAACGGUUCACCGGCAAUUUUCCUAUCUCAGUAACGAUAUCUGGAUCUUACAAUUUUUUUGCUGAUGAAUGCGGUUUUGGAAUCGGUCUUUCCGUCUGA
This is a messenger RNA of Acanthocheilonema viteae, 987 nucleotides long. The record is from the annotation of a GenBank genome assembly. NCBI's taxonomy places the organism in Eukaryota, Metazoa, Nematoda, Chromadorea, Rhabditida, Onchocercidae.